This is a messenger RNA of Pteronotus mesoamericanus, 1702 nucleotides long. RefSeq names its product WASP actin nucleation promoting factor (gene WAS). Bases 31 to 1551 code for a protein of 506 amino acids. Gene Ontology annotation, molecular function: actin binding. Lineage: Eukaryota; Metazoa; Chordata; Mammalia; Chiroptera; Mormoopidae. Gene Ontology annotation, biological process: actin filament organization. The record is from RefSeq and is a predicted model, not a curated record. The transcript has 12 exons.
UAGCUGGAGAGGACAAGGGCAGAAGGCACCAUGAGUGGGGGCCCUGUGGGAGGCAGGCCUGGGGGCCGCGGAGGACAAGCAGCUCAGCAGAACAUCGCCUCCACCCUCCUCCAUGACCAGGAGAACCAGCGACUCUUCAAGAUGCUGGGAAGAAAAUGCUGGACACUGGCCACCUCAGUUGUUCAGCUGUACCUGGCGCUGCCCCCUGGAGCUGAGCGCUGGACCAAGGAUCAUUGUGGGGCUGUGUGUUUCGUGAAGGAUAACCCCCAGAAGUCCUACUUCAUCCGCCUUUACAGCCUUCAGGAAGGCCUGCUGCUCUGGGAACAGGAGCUGUACACACAGCUGGUUUAUUCCACUCCCACCCCCUUCUUCCACACGUUCGCUGGAGACGACUGCCAAGUGGGGCUGAACUUUGCAGAUGAGAGCGAGGCCCAGGCCUUCCAGGCCCUGGUGCAAGAGAAGAUACAAAAAACGAAUCAGAGGCAAAGUGGAGACAGACGCCACCUACCGCAACCACCGGCACCAGCCAAUGAAGAGAGAAGAGGAGGGCUCCCACCCCUGUCCCCGCACCCAGGUGGAGAGCAAGGGGGCCCAGCAGCUGGCCCACCGUCUCUGGGACUGGCAACAGUGGACAUCCAGAACCCAGACAUCACAAAUUCACGAUACCGUGGGAUCCCGGUGCCUGGGCCUGGCCCAGUUGAUAAGAAACGCUCAGGGAAGAAAAAGAUCAGAAAGGCUGAUAUUGGUGCACCCAGCGGAUUCAAACAUGUCAGCCAUGUGGGGUGGGACCCCCAGAAUGGAUUUGACGUGAACAACCUAGACCCGGAUCUGCGGAGCUUGUUUUCUAGGGCAGGAAUCAGUGAGGCUCAGCUCACUGAUGCUGAGACCUCCAAACUUAUCUAUGACUUCAUUGAGGAUCAGGGUGGGCUGGAAGCUGUGAGGAAGGAAAUGAGGCGCCAGGAGCCGCUUCCACCACCCCCACCGCCAUCCCGAGGAGGGAACCAGCCUCCCCGGCCCCCUUCUGUGGGGAGUAACAAGGGUCGUUCUGGUCCACUGCCCCCUGUACCUUUGGGAGGUGCACCGCCCCCGCCAACUCCGCGGGGACUCCCACUGCCAGGCCGAGGGGGCCCUCCACCACCACCCCCACCAGCCGCAGGACGUUCUGGGCCACUGCCCCCUCCACCCCCUGGAGUUGGGGGCCCACCCUUGCCGCCGCCACCGCCACCACCGCCUCCGCCGCCACCACCACCACCCAGCUCUGGGUAUGGACCAGUACCUCCCCCAGUCCCUCCUACUCUGGGGCCUGUGGGGGGCCUGGCCCCUGGUGGAGGUCGAGGGGCUCUUUUGGAUCAAAUCCGGCAGGGAAUUCAGCUGAACAAGACCCCUGGGGCCUCGGAGAGUUCUGCGCUACAGCCACCACCUCAGAGCUCCGAGGGGCUAGUGGGUGCCCUGAUGCACGUAAUGCAGAAGAGAAGCAAAGCCAUUCAUUCUUCAGACGAAGGGGAGGACCAGGCUGGAGAUGACGAUGAGGACGAUGAAUGGGAUGACUAAGUUGCCACCACCCCGACCUGUUCCGCACCUGAUCCACAGGCAGCUGCUGCCCGCUGCCUUCCUCUCUUGGCUCUCAGGCCCCCAGGGCCCAUUUCUUCCCCACCACCCCCUCCAAUGCUGUUACCUCUGACCGGCCCCCAGUUGCCUUAGC